Messenger RNA from Sesamum indicum (sesame), 1899 nucleotides. Its product is annotated as 3-oxo-5-alpha-steroid 4-dehydrogenase family protein. The record is from RefSeq and is a predicted model, not a curated record. Gene Ontology annotation, molecular function: 3-oxo-5-alpha-steroid 4-dehydrogenase activity. NCBI's taxonomy places the organism in Eukaryota, Viridiplantae, Streptophyta, Magnoliopsida, Lamiales, Pedaliaceae. Gene Ontology annotation, biological process: polyprenol catabolic process; dolichol-linked oligosaccharide biosynthetic process. Gene Ontology annotation, cellular component: endoplasmic reticulum.
GGUUUACAUGUCCGGUGUAAGCACUAAUUUGAUUCCCCGCUUCUUUGUCCUACCCUCUACUUUCGAUUUCCAUACCAAAACCCUUCGUUCUACUCUAUUCCAAAACCUCACGCCACGCAAUUUCGACUCCUUGUUUAAUUAUCGCUACAAUCUUCGUUAAUUUCCUCGUUAAUGCUUGCAAUUGCUGUUUAACCAGCAAUCAACUAUGAUUUCUGUUGUUUCGCUGUUGAGAGCAGCGUGGAUUGCAGGGACUCUGCCGAUUGUGAUCGCUUCUAUUCCCUCACCCAAGCUCAAUGCGUUUCACGAGUUAAUUAUUGGGUUCGCUAGGCGAGGAAAAAUUAUGCAGUCUUCUUCGAAAAAAUUCAGUCUUCCCCAGAGGUUCUUUUGUCACUUUUACAUACUGGCAGUUGUAUGGACGACGUUUCUGCUUGUAGCCACAUCGCUUUAUGCACACAGAACAGCUCCCACAGUUUCUGAGCCAGUUCUGUAUUCGAGCAUAGCUAGCCACUUGACUGGAGUUUCCCAUGAGCUUUCCUUGCAUAAAUCUCGUUCAUCAUUGAGAGACAAUAAUUACAAGAUCUGGAAAUCUGUGUUUCUGCUUUUAUUGAUGGAAACUCAAGUACUGGGACGGCUUUAUGAGAGUGUAUAUGUCUUCAAGUAUAGCCCUGCAGCUCGAAUGCAUAUUUUUGGCUAUCUCACGGGCCUGUUUUUUUAUACAGCAGCUCCACUAUCCCUUUGCUGCACGUAUGCCUCAGAGGUGUUCAGAUUUGUGGCAAAAUUAUUUGCAGAGUUUGUUGUUAAAGGGAAGGAGAGAAUGCAAGUCACAGAAUUUGAUUUCUGGGGUCAUGUCAAUCUUCUUAUGCAUCUCAAAUGGUAUGUGUGGUUUGGUGCAGCUCUUUUUUCCUGGGGUUGGACUCAUCAACGCCGUUGCCAUGCUAUUCUUGGCUCGUUAAGAGAGAAUGAUGCAAAAGUUGAUGAUUAUGCAAUUCCUCAUGGUGACUGGUUCGAAUAUGUUUCAUCUCCACAUUAUCUUGCAGAGAUUGUCAUGUACGGAGGACUUGUGGUCGCUAGUGGAUUUUCUGAUAUAACAAUUUGGUUACUCUUUGGAUUUGUGGUGGCAAAUCUUGUCUUUGCGGCAGCUGAAACUCAAAGAUGGUACAAUUGUAAAUUUGACAACUAUCCUAGAAACCGCUAUGCUAUUGUCCCUUUUGUUUACUAGUGCAGAUAAUAGAAUUAUAUAUCCAACUCGUUUGCAUGUAUCCUAAAAAUUGUAAAGCACUUGUAUAUUCGAGUUCAAAUGGGAAUUCUCUUAGUUACAGAAAAAGAAAAAAGGUGAUAUCCUGAUGCUGGUAUAUUAUGGGGGGCAUUUUACUCACAGAAAUGAGGCUAGAAAACUGAUAGUCAAUGGAUGCUGUAGACACGAAAUUUGCUACAUGGUAAGCUUUUACUCCAGUUAUUUAAUCUGUUGUGGUGAAAGUCCCAUCAUACAGAUUGAAUAAAUGGAUUCAAGCAUUUUAGUUUCCUAUCGGAAGAUUUGAUCAAAUACCUGGCACACAAUGUGAAAGAUCAAAUUAAAUUCAAUUUUCCUUCUUGGAGUGAAUCACAAUCGAUGAAUGUAAUCAUCUAGUGUAUCCAUAGGUUCGGAUACUUUAAGCAACAAACUUUCCACCGAUGCAAGAUUGAGAAACAAUCUGCCUCUCCCAUCCUUUAUCCCUCCAAGACAAGAGCAUAUUAGCCUUUGCAGAUUCGAUGCACAAGCAACUUAUGCAUACAAGUCUAUGCCCCAAAACUUGGCAGGUUGAUUGGUCCGGUAUUUGCGGUCAAUAGUUCUGAUAAAAUCCAUGUCUUCUUUAGUAAGCUCGAAAUCAAAUGCCAGAAAGCUCUCAACUUUUGGUGACU